Messenger RNA from Anas platyrhynchos (mallard), 964 nucleotides. RefSeq names its product ATP synthase peripheral stalk-membrane subunit b (gene ATP5PB). NCBI's taxonomy places the organism in Eukaryota, Metazoa, Chordata, Aves, Anseriformes, Anatidae. Gene Ontology annotation, molecular function: proton-transporting ATP synthase activity, rotational mechanism. The record is from RefSeq and is a predicted model, not a curated record. Gene Ontology annotation, biological process: proton motive force-driven ATP synthesis.
GAGGAACCCGCCUCGGUAUCGCGAGAGCUCCGCGCCGCCAUCUUGGGGGCUGAGGCGGCCGCCGGUCACCGGGACGCAGCGGUCGUCGGCCCGGCGCCAUGUUGUCCCGCCUCGUCCUCAGCGCCGCCCCAGCCCUGCUGAGGAGCCUGCGGCCCGCCGCCUCCGUGGGCGUGCUGCAUGUUGUGAGGCCGAUUCAUACCAGUCAGCAGCGUUCGGCUCCGGUGCCUCCUUUGCCUGAGAAGGGAGGAGAAGUACGGCAUGGCUUGAUCCCUGAGGAGUUCUUCCAGUUCCUUUAUCCUAAAACAGGAGUCACAGGGCCUUACAUGUUGGGAACUGGACUCCUGCUUUACUUUCUCUCUAAGGAAAUCUAUGUAGUUAACCAUGAGACAGUUGCAGCUGCCUGCAUAUUGUCGGUCAUCAUUUACGGCAUUAAAAAAUAUGGGGCUGAUGUAGCAGCUUUUGCUGACAAACUUAAUGAGGAGAAAAUUGCUAAAGUUACAGAUAUUAAAAAUAAUUCAAUUAAAGAUCUUGAGGCUGCCAUUGAGCAGGAGAAAAAGGAGCAGUGGAGAGCUGAAGGCCGCAGUUACCUCUUCGAUGCCAAGCGGAAUAACAUUGCGAUGCUGCUGGAAGCCAAUUACAGAGAGAGAUUAUUAACGGUGUACAAUGAAGUAAAGAAAAGGCUGGACUAUCAAGUGGCCAUGCAGAAUCUAAAGCAUCAAAAAGAACAAGAUCACAUGAUUCAGUGGGUGGAGAAGAACGUUGUUCAGAGCAUCACACCUCAACAGCAGAAGGAGAGUAUUGCAAAGUGCAUUUCGGACCUGAAAGCGUUAUCAAAGAGUGCACAGGUGGCAGUGUAACCCUGUAGCAGCUGAUUGCACUGACAUGUCUUCUGACUUUUUGUUGGAAACUCUGUGAUUCUAAAAUGUCAUUAAAACAAACCCACAAAAAACUUUCCUGUCUUUGA